Molecule: messenger RNA, 810 nt
Organism: Priapulus caudatus
Lineage: Eukaryota; Metazoa; Priapulida; Priapulimorpha; Priapulimorphida; Priapulidae
Product: methylmalonyl-CoA mutase, mitochondrial-like
Exons: 3
Coding region: 10-366 (118 amino acids)
Cellular component (GO): mitochondrion
Molecular function (GO): methylmalonyl-CoA mutase activity; cobalamin binding
Source: RefSeq, a predicted model, not a curated record
GUGUUUUGUAUGUUGUUGUAUGAAGAAGAAGCUCCAAGCUCCAAGAAGAAGCUCGUUUACAACACUAACGGAUUGGAUGCCGGACUGUCCAUCGCUGAUUUCGCACCCCGGCUGUCGUUCUUCUGUGGCGUCGGCAUGAACUUCUACGUGGAUAUUGCGAAGCUGCGAGCGGCGCACUGGCUCUGGGCGCACAUGAUGGAGGAGACGUUCGCGCCGACGGACCCGCGCUCAAAGCUGCUGCGUAUUCACCGCCAGACGUCGAAGUGGACGAUCACGAAGAAGGAAAGCUAUCAUAAUGGAGAAUGCCUGAUUUGCUCAGGGAGAAGACGAGGCAUCUGCAUGUGCUCUCCCGUGGGUCUAGACUAAGGAUAUGUAUCAGUCGCUCCUGCAUGGAUAUGGCCACCAGCACCCAGUGGUCACCAGUAGGAUUCCUUUGGGUCAGAAUCACUGAAGCGGCACGGAUGCCAUCUCUACGUCUCGGUGAGUAACGUGACUGCACUUGGUAUGUAUAACAUGUGACAAGUGAUCUGAGCAGCUGUGUUCAUACAUGUGACUGCACAACCCCAUGCAACAUAGCUCUGUGCAUCGCUCGUAGCAGAAGUCUUCAAUGCAAGUAUCACCAGGGGGGUACCCAGACAUUUUUUGAUGGUACGCAAAAUUGCACUCAAAAUUGUCAAAGUUGUUAUUUUUAUUGAAAAUGAAAUCCUUCCGACCAUCUGGCGUAAUGACACUGUAGUCAUUAUUCUUAUCACAUGCAUAAUUCUGUAAGCCCAACUGAACGUUGCAUUAUUUUGUUUUAGUAAAAAGAUC